AUGGCGACCUCGACACUAUUAUCGCGGUGCUCCCGCCUCCCCACAAUAAGAUCCUUACGCAGGCUCCCUUCAAUACCAGUACCAGUAGCACAGAGGCGAGCAAUCGCAACAGGCCUUACUGCUGCCGUCGAGGAGGAAGAAGAUGCCAGUUUACAGCUCCCAUUCUCAGCCCCAACAACGACGACGACGACGGCGAAACCCCGAUUAGACCAACUCAGGAAGUCUGCAAAGCCGUUUUCGGAGUUCCUGACUGACACAUUCGGGCGCCAACACACAUAUCUCCGGAUCUCUGUUACUGAGCGCUGUAACCUACGAUGUGUCUACUGCAUGCCCGAAGAGGGCGUCCCACUCUCGCCUCCCGCGCACCUCCUCUCUACUCCCGAGAUUCUCGAAGUCGCACGUCUGUUUGUCUCACAGGGUGUCACAAAGAUCAGACUAACAGGUGGGGAGCCCACCGUGCGGAAAGAUAUAGUAGAGCUAGUGGAGGAGUUAGGGAAGUUGAGGAGUAUGGGGUUGAAAGAGGUGGCGAUGACGAGUAAUGGGAUUGCGUUGAAUCGCAAGCUGGAGCGCAUGGUGGAUGCGGGGUUGACAGGACUGAACCUGAGUCUAGAUACACUAGAUCCAUGGAAAUUUCAGUUUAUGACUAGGAGGAAAGGACUCGAACAGGUUCUCAAAACAAUCGAUAAUGCACUCUCCCUUGGCUUCGGUGCCCCCGGCUCUGACAAAAUCCUCAAAAUCAAUUCUGUCGUCAUGAAAGGUGUCAAUGAUAACGAGAUUGCCGACUUUGUCGAGUUGACGCGCGACAAGCCCAUUGAAGUACGUUUCAUCGAAUACAUGCCAUUCGAUGGCAAUAAGUGGAACAAAAAUAAGAUGGUCUCAUACAAGGACAUGGUUGACCUCAUUCACACUACACAUCCCAGCCUACAGAAGAUGGCAUCCCAGCGGCCUAAUGACACAAGCAAGAGCUGGCAUGUCCCUGGAUACCAGGGCCGAGUCGGCUUCAUUACCAGCAUGACGCACAACUUCUGCGGAAGCUGCAACAGGCUCCGCAUCACGGGAGACGGCAACCUCAAGGUGUGCCUAUUUGGAGAUGCAGAGGUUAGUCUACGGGACAUGAUGAGAAAAUACCGAGACCGAGAGGCCGAGGUUGGUGCGGGUGAUAGAGCAGUAAUGGAGAGGGAGCUACUGGAUGUCGUGGGUGCGGCAGUAGGGAGAAAGAAGGCGAAACAUGCGGGCAUGGGUGAACUGGAGAAUAUGAAGAAUCGCCCUAUGAUCUUGAUCGGUGGAUAA
Molecule: messenger RNA, 1290 nt
Organism: Morchella importuna
Lineage: Eukaryota; Fungi; Ascomycota; Pezizomycetes; Pezizales; Morchellaceae
Exons: 4
Coding region: 1-1290 (429 amino acids)
Biological process (GO): Mo-molybdopterin cofactor biosynthetic process
Molecular function (GO): cyclic pyranopterin monophosphate synthase activity; 4 iron, 4 sulfur cluster binding; metal ion binding
Source: RefSeq, a predicted model, not a curated record